This is a messenger RNA of Prorocentrum cordatum, 411 nucleotides long. Lineage: Eukaryota; Dinophyceae; Prorocentrales; Prorocentraceae. The record is from the annotation of a GenBank genome assembly.
GUCUCCACCGAGUGGAUGAUCCUGCCCGACAUCCUCGAGGGCAGGCCCAGGCAGACGGCGUCCGCCGCGAGGCUGCCGUGGGCGGGCGCCCACAGGCACCGCCGGAGGCGGGGAGGCGACGGCGUGGAGCUCGAGGACCAGCCAGUCGUGGAUCUCACCGCGAAGAAGAUUGCCCAGCUCUUUCCAAGGUCCCCGAGCGGCUCCCCGACCAGCCGCCGGCUUCAGGUCCCGUUCGUGCCGGGGCUCCCCGCGGGGCGCUCGCCGAAGCGGCGGCCGUCAGGCAAGCUGGAGGCGCUGGGGGCCUCCAGCUCGGCGCCGUCGCUGCUCGGGAGGGCGCCGUCGCAGGCCGCGGGCGGCGGCGCCGCGGCGCGCAGGCCGUGGGCUCCCAGCGCCGACGGCACGUCGAGGCGC